UCUCUGUUAAGUCUAACUGCUUUAGGGGAAACUAGAAAAGCUGAAAGUGGAAGGUAUUGGGGAGAACUGUAUGACGAGCACCACUCCUUUACCUGGCUCACAUGGUAUCCCCUCCCCCUCUCCUGGACCCUGGGAUCGGAGUCUGUGAAAUCAUCCUCUUUCUUGCAUCAUUCUUGUCCACGUCUCCCCCCAACCCCCACCCCCACAUACCCCUUCCCCAAGCCUGUCACCACAGCCAGCUUGGUGAAACUUGAGCUCUGGGAGGGGUGGGGGAUCUUCCACUCCCCCCCACCAGGGACCUGAUUGACAGGAGAACUGGCCAAUCCUGGUGCUCAGGAGGUGGGUCUGCCUAUUGACCACUGGGUCGGGGAGCCCCAGGCUGACAGCUCAAAAGAGGCCCUGGGUCAGUAAGCUGAGUGGAUCGACCAGGGAGACAACUCUGCAUACCCCACUUUUCAUCGGACAGUUUUUUUGUUUUUGUUUUGGGGUUUUUUGUUGUUGUUUUUGUUUCCAGGGUACGAGAACAGGAGAUACCUGCCUCUCCCUUCUGCAGGGGGUAAGUUUGUAGCCUGUGCCUAGUAGACCCUAUUUUCCCCCUGGCCUGCACCUAGGAUAGCCACAGGGAGAAUGGGGUACCCAGAUGCCUGGCUCCUACUGGUACUGCUAUGGGCACUAGCAGGGGCUCAGAGAGCAGGACCUCGGUGCCCGUCAUGUGGCUUACCCACACUACAACCCCAGGAAGAGAGGGCCCUAGUCCUGGAGCUGGCCAAGCAACAGAUCUUGGAGGGGCUACAACUAACCAGUCGUCCAAGCAUAUCCCAUCCUCCCCACCCUGCAGUCCUGGCCAGAGCCUUAAGGAGACUGCAGUCUAAGAAGGUGGCUCAGAUGAACCAGGUGGAGACCAUCAGCUUUGCGGCAGAAACAGACUCCUUCUCCACUCCAGCCUGUGGAUCCAUCCUCAGCUUCCAUCUCUCCACUCCUUUGCACCUACCUCCAUACCACAUCCGUCUUUGGCUGCACUUGCAGCCCACGCUAGCUGGUACCCCCUCCAUUCAAAUCUUCCAGUGGGGUUUGGAGAGAGAGGUCCAGGGAAACCAAACUCUGCUGGCUGAGCAUCGAAUGACCACUCAAGGAUGGAAUGCUCUGACCCUGCCUUCUCAAGCACUGGAAAGCACUGGCUCUGGUGUUCUGAAAUUCAAGUUGGUCUGCAGGCCUCAUGUAGGCAAUGCCACAGCUGCAAGGCACUUACUUCUGGAUACAGCUGGACACCACCAGCCCUUCCUGGUGAUUAAGACCCAAGCCAGAGCACCUGGGGGGGAUCGGGCCAAGAGGAGGACCCCUACAUGUGAGCCUGGGAGCCUUCUAUGCUGCAAGCGGGACCACUAUGUAGACUUUCAUGAACUGGGCUGGCAAGAUUGGAUCUUGCAGCCUGAGGGGUACCAGCUAAAUUAUUGUAGUGGACAGUGCCCGCCCCACCUGGCUGGCAGCCCAGGCAUUACUGCCUCUUUCCAUUCUGCUGUCUUCAACCUUCUCAAAGCCAAUAGUCCCUGGCCGUCUGGCCCCUCUUGUUGUGUUCCCACAGCCCGUCGGCCACUGUCCCUCCUCUAUCUUGACCAAAAUGGCAAUGUAGUCAAGACUGAUGUACCUGAUAUGGUAGUAGAAGCCUGUGGCUGCAGUUAGCAAGGGGGUUCAAGGGAUUAAGAGCUAGGGAGAGUGUGAAUAGUGUUGGUCCACAGAAGAAGGGGGUCAGCAGGUCAAUGGCUGAGACUGUCUAAUUCCUGACAUCCCCUCCCCAGUUGACCUGGUAGUCUGGCCCCAUGGGCUAACCCUGAUGAGUCUGACCUGGGACUUUAGUGUCCAGUCAGUUUCAGGCUGGUUGGAGAAUGGGGAGAUGGGUAGGGCAUUCCUCUAAAUGGUUCUUGAUAGAAGAAGAUUCCUACCCUAAACACUCCAUAGAAGAGAUGGUUAAGGGGUGGGGAGGGAGGGGUCAGAAAAGUUGCUCAUGCCUUCAGAGAGAGAACUUCCCGGCAAAUAGAGGAAAGGGUAGUUAAUUAGGGCAUGGGAGAGUGUCGUGUAGGGGAGAUAUAUAAUAGGAAAAGGGGUUAGUGAAGUGCUUUGUGGGAACUGCUAAGAGGGAGAUGGGCCCAGGGAAGGAGUCUGGGAGGGACUUAGAGAUAGGAGCUUGGAGAAGCUGAUGAGCCUCAGAGAGGAUCACCCUCUACUUUUGGCAGGGGUGAGGCCCUGCUGGGGAGACAGAGACAUUUUUAUAUUUUCCUAAUAAAAAUGAGAAGAAAAA
This is a messenger RNA of Dromiciops gliroides (monito del monte), 2296 nucleotides long. It is a transcript of the gene INHBE, whose product is annotated as inhibin subunit beta E. The coding region runs from base 628 to 1680 and encodes 350 amino acids. Gene Ontology annotation, biological process: SMAD protein signal transduction; BMP signaling pathway. The record is from RefSeq and is a predicted model, not a curated record. Lineage: Eukaryota; Metazoa; Chordata; Mammalia; Microbiotheria; Microbiotheriidae. The transcript is spliced from 2 exons. Gene Ontology annotation, molecular function: hormone activity; growth factor activity; cytokine activity. Gene Ontology annotation, cellular component: extracellular region.